CUAAUGCGAGUCACCGUGUUUGCGCCGAACAGCUGAAACUGACGGACUUCAAACAAACCACGGGGCUGUUUAUCUUCAUGACGUUCUAACGAAAAUAAAACAUUUAAAUCAAAUAAGAAGGAUGUGGGGCGUCAGGCGGUAUCUGUCGUUGGUCGCAAAGAGAGGACAGUUUGGGUUACUCUGCCGCCCUCGGUUUGGCUCCCUCCCUGAACUAGAGCUCCAGUACCUUCAGUGCACGUGUUGUUGGAGGAGCCGGGUUCCCUUGGCGAGCUUCGAUACCCUUAACUCCGCUCUCACCUCAUCCUUGUCCCAGCCCAGUAAGGAGGACAGCAGCAGACCCCUGGACGACACCUACACCCUCGAACAGAGAAACGCCAUCCUCCAGCUCCUCAACACUGCAUCUGCCUCAGAGCUGGCCGGCGUGAAGCUACUGAGAGGCCGCAAGGCGCUCAACAUUGUGGAGUACAGGAGUAACAAUGGUCCUUUUACAACUCUGGAGAGUGUUAUUAAUGUGCCGCUGCUGAAGCACAAAAGUGCUGUCAUAAUCUUCAACUCCAUCAUCAACCCAGAGAAGAAGGAAAGGAAAGAGAAGUUGCAGCUGACAAAGUUUAUUCUGCCAGUGGUGGACAAGACCUGGCUACAGCAGAGUGCCAGUUCCAUAGUAUCAAUAAUUUGCGGGGUCAAAAAAAUUGCCUGGGCUCAUGUGGACCGUCAGAUGACUGUAUUAGACUGGCAACAGCAAGACUGCCCUAAUUUCCUGAGAGGAAGGUACAUGGCGUCAGCCUAUUUAAAUGAUGUGUCCUCGGUUGUGUCCCGCCUCCCAUCAGCAGAAUUUUACUUGAUAGAGAAACCCUCCUUGUCGGUGCAGAAUACAGCUCUGUUCCCCAUCAUGGCUCAUUUGAGGGCUGUCGAGGCCAUGUUGUUCGCACUGCUGGAGCCAAGAGUCUGCCCAACAGAGACUAAUAUUCCUCCCAGGGUUCUGAACAUGAUCAGGACCACUGUGGGACGCCACUUUAGACUGAUGGUGGGCGAGUCACGGACCAGCGGGGUUCAGAUGGUAAGAUGGCUGAUGACGGAGUCCGUGACACAAAAGCUUCCCAGGAUAAACAUCCCCCAAGAGCUGCAGGUGAAGUACAGGAACCACUUUGAAAUGAACAGCAGGAAAGACGGAGAGGAGCUGAGUGACUCGUUGUUGCAGGCGGUGGCUUUCUAUGAGCUGCUCAGGGACUCCUGUUAG
This is a messenger RNA of Nematolebias whitei (Rio pearlfish), 1237 nucleotides long. It is a transcript of the gene tefm, whose product is annotated as transcription elongation factor, mitochondrial. Lineage: Eukaryota; Metazoa; Chordata; Actinopteri; Cyprinodontiformes; Rivulidae. Gene Ontology annotation, biological process: transcription elongation by mitochondrial RNA polymerase; mitochondrial transcription. Bases 122 to 1237 code for a protein of 371 amino acids. The record is from RefSeq and is a predicted model, not a curated record. The transcript has 5 exons. Gene Ontology annotation, cellular component: mitochondrial nucleoid. Gene Ontology annotation, molecular function: DNA polymerase processivity factor activity; nucleic acid binding.